Molecule: messenger RNA, 2288 nt
Organism: Magnolia sinica
Lineage: Eukaryota; Viridiplantae; Streptophyta; Magnoliopsida; Magnoliales; Magnoliaceae
Exons: 2
Coding region: 1168-2115 (315 amino acids)
Source: RefSeq, a predicted model, not a curated record
AGAAAAGGAAAAAGAAGAAGUGGAUGAUCAACGGGCUCGUGAUGAACAUAUGAAUCAUGGCCAACCCUGCCAGGGAGAAGAUAAGCUCUGUAUUCCUUAUAAACUGUAGAUCUUGAACAUCUAGAAGAAACUGGCUUGGAAAGAGUUUUACUUCCGAAAGUGCAGAUGCAAAGAUUAGCAAAAAGCCCUACAAGAAAAGGGUGCAAGUGGGGCGGAUGUCCAUGUUGGAUAAGGAUGCAGGCCGAGUGGCCCAGUAAUUUUGGCUAGCCUGGACCCCAACUGUUAUCACUGCCACCCAAAAUAAUGGAACUGAAAUCAGUUGUAUUUUUGGACUUGUUCUCUACUAACUGUUUUUGUCUAAUCCAGAGUCAUAUACUGGCUGGGUCUCUACAGGAACUGCUUCUUGGAUUUCAACUGCGUGUCACGUGUUUUGCACUCCCAACUGUUGAACUGUGUUUGGUUUAGAACUGCCAGCUUCCUUCCUUCUCCUCUACAAAUUAUAAUAAUUUAAUUAUAGCAUCAUCAUGGUGGUGGUGGUGGACUGACCCUGUUCGACUGGUCACGGACCAGGCCCUCCAAACAAGUGGACCUCUGAUCGUUGGUGGGCUUAAAUAGUGGGUCGGGCCUAAACAAAUUUAGUGUCCACCAGCCCAAUAACAAUUUCCUAAGCACGUAUGGCAUGCAUGCAUGAACUUAUUAGCGACGUCCAAAGCAUAGUGGAAUCAUAGAAUAAAACCCCUGACAUUUGUCUAAUUUCCAUGGAAUAAGGCCCAUUCCCAACUCAAGUUAGAGAUCAUCUACCCUCACAUCAUGGGCCCACGUUCCAUUUCCAGCAAAGGAGCUCUCUCCAGAAGGAAAAUUUCUUCCUUCCGAAAAUGCUCUCCCGAAAUUCAAUGCCCGCCUUCUAUUUCUCCUACCCUUUUUGUCAAAUCACACACUUUUCGCUAGAAAGCUUCCUUUCAGGCUCUAACAAAUUUCCGGGGAAAUAGAAACUUUAAAUAAUUUAAAAAAAAAAAAAAAAGAAACAAAAGGGUAAUUUUCUUUCUCUUGAUUUUCUUCUAUUCAAUUCAAAUUCUUGGGUCUUUCCUUACUGAUCAAAAUUUUUUAUAUUAUGACCUUUUAGUUUUAUUUUUUUCGCAUGGAUCAAUUUGGUAUGUGAAUGAAUCGAUGGAAGUUGCAACAGAGUCUGAUGGAUCUUUUCCAGCUAUGGAACCACAAUUAACGGCUAGGAGAAAAUGCAGGCCUCGCCCAUUGCACACUUGUGCAGUCGCCCUUCUAAGCAUAGCCCACAAGGCCUACCAAAAAGCAGAGCAGUUUCAUGGUCCCAUAGGCUCCCUUGCAAGGAGACUGGCCUCACUUGCCAGCCCCAUUACCUGCCUCAUUCUACAUCAGUGGCUACUAAUCCUCUCCUUCGUCGACAACCAAAUCAUAUACCUCGAAAAUACAGCUGAGACCAUUUUCCCGCCCUCCAGGCAUGUGUUUGACAAGAUUGACAGCCUGGUUGAUAUUUCUGAGGCCCUUCCGAGAAGAUUUGAUGACGCCGUGGUCCAUUUUCCUAUAAUGCGACACAAUGUACCCACUCUCAACUGGGUCGCAACUUAUCUGAGUAUGGUACUCAACUUCUUAAUCUUAACGGUUGGGGAUUGGUCUUUUAAUGGUACGAAGGAGAAGGAGAUUCUCGUUGAUGUGAAUUGUGGUGAACCUGUACAUGAAACAGCACCAGAGAAACCACAUGAUCCAAAAGGAGCUGAAGUUAUCCAAAAACAAAACACCAUUGAGAAGUCGAUGAUUGCUGGUGAUAAUCAAUGUGUUGAAGCCAAGGUUCGGAAGAAGAAAAAGAAGAAGCCCCGGGCUUGCGACAUCGAAGACAUGAAGGAAGUUGAAAGCAAGUGCAAAGCGAUCUUGGGUGUGGUAGAGAAUAUGGGUAAGGUGGAAGAAGGUGGUAAAAAUGGUCAGGACAAGUCCGCAUUUUUCAUUCACGAAUCACAUGCAAAGGGCCGUGAGAAGCCAGUGGCCCACAUCCAUGAACCGGAUACACGUGGGGCCAGGCACAUAUCGGGGCAUGUGGAUGAUCCGAUUCUAGAGCUCUUUGAGGCAGGGUGGCACAUCAAGUGAAAGUGUAGAUUUGUGGUGUCUACUUUGAGACAUUGUGUGUGGUUUGGUCCAUGUAUAGAGCUUUUGUUUUCUUCUUCGCAAAUAUUUGGGCACGUUUGGUUGCUCAUUUGAACUGAAUUGUAAUUCAUUAAACUCUUGUAGAGGAAAUAAGAAAAGUGUUGGUGACAUUUUAA